Messenger RNA from Brachypodium distachyon (stiff brome), 1243 nucleotides. RefSeq names its product putative HVA22-like protein g. The coding region runs from base 404 to 967 and encodes 187 amino acids. Lineage: Eukaryota; Viridiplantae; Streptophyta; Magnoliopsida; Poales; Poaceae. The record is from RefSeq and is a predicted model, not a curated record. The transcript has 6 exons.
CUCAAGAUCUGCCUGAACUACCUACUAUAUUCACGAAUACUUCCCUGACGGCUGAUCCUAAUCCACAGCAAGCAUCCCAAAUCCCCAAUCCGAUGCCCCACUCAUCAUUGAUCACAGAACGCAGCUGAAAGGGCAAAGCACAAAAGAGAUCCUGCCGUGGGGCAGCUGAGGCUGAGGUAAGCUAAAUCACCUGUCUUCUCCUGCCCGCAAGCAACUUGGUGAGUAAGCAAGUCAUAGGCCACCAAACACAUCACUUGGGCGGCCAUUACCUUGCUUCCAAGAACUGAACAAAUCAGGUAGGUAGUUCAGGCAGAUCUUGCCCUCCUCAAUCUCCCAAGAAUUCGACCCCGGUCCACCAUGUCGACCGAAAUCCUGACGAAAUUUCUAACGGUGCUGUUCGGGUAUGCUAUGCCGGCGUUGGAGUGUUUCAAGGCGGUCGAGCAGCGGACCGGCCGGACGGAUCAACUCCGGUUUUGGUGCCAGUAUUGGUACUGAUCCAGAAGCCCUUAUCUCGGAGAUCAUACUAGUCAUCCUGGUCAUAUUUGAUGAAAUCGCAGGCGCCCUGAUAUCAAGGAUACCCAUGUACUAUGAACUGAAGCUCGCCUUCCUGGUGUACCUGUGGUACCCCCAGACAAGGGGAACUGACAUCGUGUACGAGACGUUCGUCCGGCCGCUGGUGAUGCAGUACGAGCCCAACAUCGAGGAGAGGCUGCGGUACCUGCGUGCCAACGCCGGCGACCUCAUCGUCUUCUACCUCAAGAACUUCACCGACAGGGGUUACGAGCUCUUCCUCCGGGCGCUCGACUACGUCCGCUCGCAGGCGUCCAGAGGCUCCAGGACAAGGCGUUUCUUCUCGUUCCGAGGGGACCGCGGGGAGAGGCCGAGCUUCGUGGAGGACGACUAUGUCCCUGGUGGCGAUCGGAGGAGAGCGGCGAGGCAGCGGCGACCUGGCCCCGGAGAUUAUUAGUGGACUAGGAGCGAGUUGUCGUAGGAUAGAAGUGCAAAGAAUCUAAACGCGUAUAGGAAAACAGUGAAGACCAAAAACAAUGUUGACAUGAACAAGAGCGGAUAAGCGGAUUGAUUGUGAUUUGUGAAUAUUUAGGUGUUGGACCAUGCAUGUAACUACGUUGUCUCACUCUCACAAUCUUAUUCGGAACCCUGUACGAUGCAGAAGCCGGAAGUAUUGUGAAUUUGUGAUUCCCUUUCGGUGUGUGGGUAUAUCUCAAGCGUCUAUAAUUUUUAA